CGCCUCCGCGCCGGAAGCCGGAAGCGCGGGGCGGCCGGGGCACGGCACGGCGGCGGCGGCGCCUGCCGGGGGCGCCUGGCGCCGGUACCGGGCGGCCCGCGGCCGCUUCGCUCGGCCCUGCUCUGACGCUGAGCUGCCGCCCCGCUCCGUGCCGCUCCACGCGGGUGCGCCGCGCCCGGCGGAGCGGGUAGGACACCGGCGCCGUCCCCGCCCGCUGCCCGGUGCGUCCCGGUGCGUCCGGUACGUCGUUGCGUCGCAGAAGCCGUGGCGCGAGUGCUUUGUAGCCCCUAAAUGUUUCCCGGCAGCACAGGGUUGUUCGAAAUCACUCAGCGAUUUUUAAACCUACGAGUGUUGCAUCAAGCUCCCUACCCGGCCAACAUUAAGCAACAGCGUUACUGGUAGCCAUUAGUGAGGGGAGUGGUGCCACCCUACAGCCAGGAAAGAGAACACGCAGGAGGAAGGCACAUCAGAUGGGGCGAGGAGCUGGAGAGCUGGCGAGGUGCAGGAAGACGCGUGGUGGCAGUGAUCCGUGAGCUGCUGCGGGUCCCGAGCGUGGAAAACAGCUCGGGGAGAGCAGGAUUUGUGAAUGGGAUGGUGCAGCGAGAGCCAGCUGGAGCCUGGGAGUCGGCGUGACGUCGUCCUGCUAUCGAGGGGCUGUGAGUAGGUGUUUCCUUGACAAAAACGUCUGGCAGGCGAAAGUGAUCCUUCCAAGCACGCUGUGAAAAGGAAGAAAAAAAAUAAAAUUACAAAGUCAGCUGCCAAAGAAGGAAUGGAGCCCGCACCUCCCCUGGGAGGAUGGACACCCUGAAGAACCGGACCGUGGAGGAGCUCCGGGAGCUGCAGGAAAAUGCCGAGGAGAUCGAGCGCCUGGCCCUGGAGUCGAGGGAGGUCCAGGAGCUGCAGCUGGAGAGGGAGAUGGCGCUCGCCGCUAACCGCAGCUUGGCCGAGCAGAACCUGAAGUUCCAGGAGCCCCUGGAGACGGGGCGCUCCGACCUCUCCCGCAAGUACGAAGAGCUGCAGAAGCUCGCCGAGCGCUGUAAGGAGCAGAAGGCGAAACUGGAGAAAUUUUCAGCAGCAAUGCAUCCUCAGAUGUUGCUGGAUCUCCUGCAGGUGGAAAGCCAAAAAAUCGAAGAGGAGUCUGAGAAAAUGGCUGAGAAGUUCCUGGAGGGCGAGGUGGCCCUGGAGACCUUUCUCGAGCAGUUUUCCGUGAUGAGGAAGCUGUCCCACUUGCGCCGGGUCAGGGUGGAGAAGCUGCAAGAGAUCCUGCGCAAGUCGGCGGCGCCGCAGGAGCCCGGCAGGGACUCGAAGCAGCAGCAGCUGCCUCCUCACACCCCUGCAGACGCGCCGAAGCCGCAGCCUGUCCCCUCGGGGGCACCUUCCUUCCCUCUGCCCUACAGCCCGGCCCCGGGCAUGCCGGUCGGCCCCACAGCCCACGGAGCUCUCCCUCCUGCUCCUUUCACUGGCGCCCCGGUCACCGUGGGACACGUUGCUGCCUCGCAGCCCAGCACCCAGCCCGUGUUUCCCUGCCAGCCUCCGGAUGCCGGAUACCCGCCCGUGCAGGCUGCCAGCUCCGCGCCGGGCUACCCCCGGCCUCCCUCAGGAGCCCCCUCCUCUGUGCCAGCCUACUCCUGGUCUCCGUCCAGGGGCCCGCCACACGCCCCCUCCUUUCCGGGCCCUCUGCCCUCCACUCCGCCGCCCAGACCCGGCUACCCUCCCUAUGCACCCCCCGGGGCAGGGAGGCCGCAGUGCCCCUACCCGACUCAGCCUCCCCUUCCCAGUUUCCCAAUCCCCCCACAGCCUCCCUAUCCUCCGGGGCCUCCCUUUGGGUACCCCCCGCCACCAAACCCUCAGCGCCCCGCUUGGCCUGGCUACUAAACUGGGACUCACGGGCAGCGUGCUCUGCUGCUCCCUCCUCGUUGCGGACUGAGGAAGAGGAGCGAGCCGAGAGCAUCGUGUAGGAUGAGAGACGUGGCAGGCGGUCGCAGCUGCACCUCUAGGUUCAGUUUGGGACGAUUGCUGGUGGGCCGGAGCGGCCGCUCUUCCCAGUCUGUUUGUCCAGGCUCCGUUAUAAAUUCCAGGGAGCCAUCGAGGUACCGGUGUGGGGUACGUGGGAGCGAUGCGCACUGAUAGCACCCGCUGAGAGCCUGACCCGCCGUCUGUGCGUGGGGGGGCGAGUGAGAGAUCCUCCCUGCGUGCCUGUCGUUUGCUCUUUGGAUAACACGUGUAAUGCAGUAAUUCUGAGCCUUUUCACAGGUGUUUAAAAGGCACGGUGGGAAUCACUGACAGUAUUUCUGACACAAAAUACUCACGGCCCUCCUGGAAUUGAGAGGCAGAGCCAGCCAGGCUUGCAGGUGGACUCGUAAUGUGUCGUAGCAGGGAGAAGCAGCGAGCCAGCCCCUUGGGGGACUGGCCAGGCCUCGAGGUGUGUCUGUGUUUUUACGCUGGUGUGGGGUGACUUCCAAACCAGUUCUGCCUGAGGUGUUCCCACUGACUGUGAGGUCAGGUUGCCCUCGGCCCAAUCCAGGUGCUCACGGCUCACUGGGGAGCAAAAACUGGGGCGUUUUCUGGGGUGCUGCAGGCUCCAGCCAUCCUCGUGUUCCCCUCUCUCCUCAGGAAACACUAGGUAACGGGGUGCCCCCAGCUCUUAAUGGAAAUGGGAUUUGCUUUGCUCAGCACUUUAUCCUACGAAUCCUGCUUGUAUCCAUGUAAGUUAUUUAUAAGGAACGAUUACUAAUGGACUAGAAAAAGAGGAAUGCUUUGGGGGUUUGAUGGACAUAGUUCCGUAUCGUGGUUAAUUACAGUAAUAAAACUCAAUGAAUUGCA
Molecule: messenger RNA, 2823 nt
Organism: Cygnus olor (mute swan)
Lineage: Eukaryota; Metazoa; Chordata; Aves; Anseriformes; Anatidae
Gene: VPS37C
Product: VPS37C subunit of ESCRT-I
Exons: 6
Coding region: 796-1875 (359 amino acids)
Biological process (GO): ubiquitin-dependent protein catabolic process via the multivesicular body sorting pathway; protein targeting to membrane; protein targeting to vacuole
Cellular component (GO): ESCRT I complex
Source: RefSeq, a predicted model, not a curated record